This is a messenger RNA of Diatraea saccharalis (sugarcane borer), 3659 nucleotides long. NCBI's taxonomy places the organism in Eukaryota, Metazoa, Arthropoda, Insecta, Lepidoptera, Crambidae. The record is from the annotation of a GenBank genome assembly.
AAUUGCACGUGCAGGCGGUGUGGUUGUGUUUUAUCAUGAUAUUUUAAAUUUAUAAACGUUAAUUUUAUACAAAUGUGAAUUAAAAGACAAAGAUGAACCCCAAAAAAGUCGCAAAAAACCCGUCACUUGCUUAUACAAGCAAUAAAGAGUACAGUAAACCAACUGAUAACCCGUAUUUACAAUGUCUUGGAGCACCCCAUAUAGAUUCAUUUAACUAUAUGGUACAAGAUGGUCUGAAGGCGGCGGUUGCGGACCUCAUACCGGUUGAUUUCAAAACUCCGACUGGAGAAAGAGUGAAGAUAGUUAUAGAAGAAGCUGCAUUCUCCAAGCCUUGUGUACCUAUGGAUGUUAUAGGAGUCAAGAACUUGAAGGUGUUUCCAACAGAAUGCAGACAAAGGGCAGCAACUUAUAAAGGAGACUUUAGGAUACGAUUGUCUAUAAAUAUUGAUGGAAAAACAAUAGAAGUUGAUAGAUCGCUAGGAUCAUUACCUAUAAUGAUAAAGUCAAAACUGUGUCACUUGGCUGACAUGUCUCCAGAAGAGCUGGUAAAACAUAACGAACAUGCCGAUGAAUGGGGCGGAUACUUUGUUGUUAAGGGACAUGAACGGUUAGUACGUAUGCUGUUGGUCACCAGACGUAACUACCCUGUGGCGAUCAAGAGACCAACUUGGAAGAUGAGAGGUGAUCUAUUCACAGAUUACGGUGUUCUAAUACGAUGUGUCAAGUCUGAUCAGACAGCAACUAAUAAUGUUCUCCAUUUUCUUCAAAAUGGCACAUGCAAGUUGAUGUUUUCGCAUCGUCGCGCAAUGUACUACGCUCCUCUGGUUCUCAUACUCAAAUGUUUAGUGGAUUGGGUCGAUCAUUAUAUCUACAGGUUACUGCUGCAUGGGAAGAAGGACGACUUAUACUAUGUCAACUGCAUACAGAAUAUGUUGCGGGAGAUCCACGAGGAGGGCCUCCACUCCAUGUCGUCGUGCCGCUCGUACCUCGGCCGCAUGUUCCGGCCGCGGCUGGUGGAGCUGCCGCCGGACGCGAGCGACGAGGAGGCCGCCGAGUUCCUGCUGCGGCGCUGCGUGCUCAUACACCUCGACAGCUACACCGACAAGUUCCACCAGCUCGUCUACAUGACGCAGAAGCUCGGCGACUUGGUGCAGAACAAGUGCAAGGUCGAAGGUGCUGAUGCAGUAAUGGUCCAAGAAUUGCUCCUCGGGGGACAUUUGUACCUGCAGAUCUUGAAAGAGAGGCUACAAGCGAUUAUGGUGACAAUGCGAAUUUUGAUCAACAAACGGUGUCAAGCAGCCGGCCGUCUCAGGGUUGAAGCUAAAGAUAUUCAAAUCAUGUUGCGUAUGGCUGGUACAUUAGAAAAUAAGAUGGAGACGUUUUUGGCGACAGGAAAUGCGCCGUCCAAUAAUGUGAACCUGACUCAGUACAAAGGGCUCACUAUCGUAGCGGAGAAUAUUAAUAGAAUGCGAUAUAUGUCGCAUUUCAAGGCUAUCCAUCGCGGUUCGUUCUUCAUGGAGAUGCGUACGACAGAAGUGCGACAACUGCUGCCCGACGCGUGGGGCUUCGUGUGCCCCGUGCACACGCCCGACGGGGCCCCAUGCGGCCUCCUCAACCACCUCACCAUGACCGCACAGGUCACACAAUGCCCAGAACCAGAGCAACUGGCAAAUCUGCCGAAUGUACUCGCAGAUUGCGGUGUGCAGCCCAUCAGUACGGUGGCGCACACGCCGCUGCGCGACGACGUGUACAUGUACCCGGUUUUCGUGGACGGUCGGCUGGCGGGCUUCAUGCCGGAGGAAGCCGUCGAACGCGCCGUUCAUCAUCUGCGGCUGCUCAAAAUACGUGGCGGACUACCCGUCCACACUGAGAUAGUACUCAUACCCAAACAGAAGAUAUGCGGUCAGUACCCAGGCCUGUUCUUGUUCACGAGUGAGGCGAGGAUGAUGAGGCCCGUCAUCAACCUCGCCACCGGCCAAUUGGAGCUGAUCGGCACCAUGGAGCAACUGUACCUCGACAUCGCCGUUACACAAGCGGAGAUCAUCAAAGGUAGAACAACACACUUGGAGCUAUCGAAAUCGGCGUUUAUGAGCAACUUAGCUCAGCUAGUGCCGAUGCCUGACUGUAACCAAUCACCUAGGAACAUGUAUCAGUGUCAAAUGGGUAAACAGACUAUGGGCACUCCCAUACACACGUGGGGCACCAACGCGGAGACCAAGCUAUACCGGCUACAGACCCCGGCCACGCCCCUGUUCAGGCCCACGCACUAUGACAAUAUAGGGCUGGAUGAUUUCCCCUGCGGAACUAACGCUAUUGUCGCCGUCAUAUCGUACACGGGUUACGACAUGGAGGACGCGAUGAUAAUAAACAAGAGUGCGUACGAGCGCGGCAUGUGCGCGGGCGCCGUGUACAAGGCGGAGUGGGCGCAGCUCGAGCACGGCGGCUCGUACUUCGCGCGCGACCCGCAGCGGCCCGACCUGGCCGCGCGGCUGGACGCGGACGGCCUGCCGCCCGUGGGGGCACGGCUCGGCCACGACGACCCGUUCUACUGCUACUUUGAUGGUCAAAAGAACCAGUACUUUGUAUCACGUUAUCAUGGAUCAGAAGACGCAUACGUCGACAGCGUACGCCAGUGCGGAGAUUUCUCAUCAAAGUCGCCCGCUAAAGCUUGUAUCAUGCUUAGAGUACAGCGAAAUCCAUCAGUGGGCGACAAGUUCGCUUCCCGUGCCGGACAGAAAGGCAUCUGUUCCCAGAAGUGGGCCGCUGAAGAUUUACCGUUCACGGAGACUGGUCUGAUACCGGACAUAUUGUUCAACCCGCACGGGUUCCCCUCGCGUAUGACCAUCGCGAUGAUGAUAGAGUGUAUGGCGGGCAAGGCGGCCAGCAUACACGGACACGUACACGACGCGACACCGUUCCGUUUCAACGAGAAAGACACCGCGAUAAAUUACUUCGGCCGUUUAUUGGUAGCGGGCGGUUACAAUUACUACGGCACAGAGCGGAUGUACAGCGGCGUGGACGGCCGCGAGAUGACCGCCGAUAUAUUCUUCGGUGUCAUACAUUACCAGAGACUGAGGCAUAUGGUCUCUGACAAGUGGCAGGUGCGGACCACGGGCAUGGUGGACGCGCUCACUCGACAGCCGGUGAAGGGGCGGCGGCGCGGCGGGGGGGUGAGACUCGGCGAGAUGGAGCGAGACGCCCUGCUGUCGCACGGCGCCACCUUCAUAGUGCAGGACAGACUGUUCCACUGCUCCGACAAGAGCGAGGCUAUGCUGUGUUCGAAGUGUGGAAACCUUUUGAGCCCCAUCAUUGCCGGAAUUAAAGGCAAAUCGGAGACAUGCCGCCUCUGCGGCGAGGGAGACUUGGUGUCUGUCGCCAUACCGCAUAUAUUCAAAGUGUUCGUCACUCAGUUGGCAGCGGUCAAUAUCAACAUCAAGAUUAACUGCAAUCAGAGUCUGUCGAUAGAAGCUAACGAAAAAUCAAAAAAAGCUAUAAAAGCGUGUUAAUAUAGACUUUAUUUGAAUAAUUGUAAAGUUUAAUUUUAAUCAAUAAGGAUAUUGUGGAUUUAUAUCCGAAUCGAAAAAGUUGAAUCGUGUUUUGCUUUGUCAAGUGUAAAGCAAAUGUUACUUUUUAUAUUGUAAUAAACAUGUUGUUAUACU